Messenger RNA from Beauveria bassiana ARSEF 2860, 5019 nucleotides. Its product is annotated as DNA polymerase family B. Lineage: Eukaryota; Fungi; Ascomycota; Sordariomycetes; Hypocreales; Cordycipitaceae. The transcript has 2 exons. Gene Ontology annotation, molecular function: DNA-directed DNA polymerase activity; nucleotide binding; DNA binding. The record is from RefSeq and is a predicted model, not a curated record. Gene Ontology annotation, cellular component: nucleus; zeta DNA polymerase complex. Gene Ontology annotation, biological process: double-strand break repair via homologous recombination; error-prone translesion synthesis. The coding region runs from base 1 to 5019 and encodes 1672 amino acids.
AUGGACUUGUUCCGCGUCAGACUGAACUGCAUCGACAGUUACCAGGCGACGCCCACUAUACACGACCCGCAGCUUCGCAAUGACAUACGACCUUCACAAGCGGCCAGAGGGCCCAAAGUUCCCAUCAUUCGAAUUUUUGGGUCAACGGAGACGGGCCAAAAAGUGUGUGCGCAUGUUCAUGGAGCCUUUCCUUAUUUGUUUGUCGAAUAUGAAGGUGGCCUUUCUCAAGAUGAGGUCGGAUCCUUCAUUUACCGACUGCAUCUCUCUAUCGAUCAUGCUCUAUCCGUGAGUUUUCGACGAGACGAGCAAGGCCUCAAUUCGAGAUUCGUCGCGCGCAUCACCCUUGUCAAGGGUGUACCGUUCUAUGGCUACCAUGUCGGGUAUCGCUUCUUCCUCAAGAUUUACAUGUUCAACCCUAUGGUGAUGACGCGCUUGGCUGACUUGCUUCAACAAGGCGCUAUUUUGAAACAGAAAUUCCAGCCUUAUGAAGCCCAUUUGCAAUACCUUUCUCAAUUUAUGAUUGACUACAAUUUGUUCGGUUGCGACUAUAUGGAUGCAGCCCAGGCAGCGUUUCGUGCACCAGUGCCAGCCCACAAUGUCGGCUCAAAUUCGUCGCAUCUCUGGCAUGACUUGUCUAUACCUCAAGGUCGCAUCACGGAUGAUCAUUCGCUACCCCGUGUUAGUCGCUGUUCCAUCGAAGUGGAUAUUUGCGUGCAGGACAUAACAAACCGGAUGCUGGUACAAGAGCGGCAACUUCACCAUCGCUUUGUUGAGCUCAAAGAGCCGCUACCCAAUGAUAUGAAGCUUGUACAUAGCAUGGCAGGGCUAUGGAAAGAUGAAACGGCACGGCGACGGCGGCGCAUGCCUCGGCUCAAACCCGGCAGCACACCAUUUCCACCCGAAGCUCUGGUACCGAUGUCGGCGGAGCCGCGAGCCUCAUUGUCGCAAAGUUGGCUCCACGAGGACGAUUACAGGCUGAAAGUUGAAGAACUUGCUGCUGCAGAUCGCAAAGAGAUUGGCUCUGCUACACCUUCAUUUGAGGAAUUUGUACAACCGGCUCCAUUCGAAGCGACUGUCAAGACUGUCUUACAAUCAGUGGAGGAUCUGCAUCCUUCCAGCCUUAUGCCGGCACUUGGUCUUCCAUCAGCAGCUUCAGUAGGCAAGACUGACCCGGCCAGCAGUAUUGAAGUUGAUGAACAGAAAGUGCGGCAAGCAGACGAUGUCGACGAGUCGUUUUAUUUUCAAGAAUCUGAUGACGAAGCUUUGCAUCAGUUGGUAGAGGGGAAUGAGCAGGAUUCGGAUUCGGAAGCAAUUCAUAUGAAUUCGGCAAUUACAAGGGGAAAGUCAUUGCAAGAGUCGAUACCAGGGAUAUGUGUGAGCGGCUGCAGGACGGGUCGCCCGCCUGUCAUGGCCGUGUCAGCCACCAUUAUAAACGCUGCUGAGAAUGGCGGAUUCAUCGGGCGGUCUAGAUACCACAACUUGCCGCCAACUCGAAAGAAAGAGCUGAAGCGUGCCGGCUCCGGGCUCUGGUCUGACAUGAUCUCGAAGAAGGCCAAAAAAGACGACGUGACACCGCCAAAGAUGAAGGUAGAGCAAGGCACACAAGAACGAAGAGCCACUUUUCAUCCGUCAUCUUCGCCAGUGCCGAAACAUUCACAGGAAACAACUGCACCCAAAUCCACACUCAAUUUCGCGAUUGUCAAGAAUCAGAAUGACCCUGAUACGAGACUGCGCCUAAGCCAAAGAAGCAAGCCAUCGGCUUCGCAAACAAGCGACGGCGGUCUACCUGAAAAGCGCCGGUCAGAGACGUUGCUUACUUUCACUCCAUCUGGCAAUCACGGGUUUGCAUUUCCAUCCUCGCAACCAUUUUCAUCGUCACAUGCUAGCCUACUCGCUUCUACGAGCAGCAAUGAAGCGGGCAAGAUUCCACAAGCUAUAGCUGAGACGUCGUCACGUCCAACUAUCAUAUUCUCAACGCUUCCGCCACCACCAAAAGACGCAGACUCUCUUGCACAGUUUCAUUUGCCUGAUCAGCUUUACCAGAACCCAUUCUACAGCAAUGAAAAGGAUGUUCCUCCUAGGAGCAGAGAGUACGCGGGCCGUGAGUUUCGUUUGAUUGGCAAUACGCUACCGUUUUUGCCUGCUUUCGAUUUUGGACAUGACAGCAAUGAAGCUCUAGAAGUGACGUCAAUGUCCUCUGAUUUGGUACUGCAGAGACAAAGAAGGAAUUGCACUUUGCGAUCAUGGGAGAUUGGUCAUCCACCUCCCACAAAUCACGAGGUCCAGCACUGGCUCGAUGAGAAAGAGAAGACUGCAAACUCAGCAACCUUUCUCCAGCGUCGCAGCAAACUACUGUCUCAGAUUGACGGUCCCACGCCAAAGAAUAAGCAUGGUUACAAGUACACGCAACAGCGCAAGUCCACCAGCGUUCAGCACGAAGUGCAAUACAUGAGCACCAUGAGCCUCGAAGUUCAUGUAAACACGCGAGCGAAGUUGGUACCGAAUCCUGAAGAAGACGAGGUGCAAUGCAUCUUUUGGUGCUGCAAAGGCGACGAAGUCACAUAUGCCUCGCAAGAUGACGGCGACGGUACCAUUUCGGGCCUUAUUGUACUGGCUUCAGGCGGUGAUGCGGCAAAACGCAUGCGCAAAAGCUGCAAAACUGAAGUCAUCGAAGAGAAAACCGAGCUGGAUCUCCUCGUGCGCCUCGUCGACGUGGUGAAGGAACUGGAUCCUGAUGUUCUCACGGGAUAUGAAGUUCAUGGCGGCUCUUGGGGCUUCUUGAUGGAGAGGGCACGACUCAAAUAUGACUAUAAUCUGUGCGAUGAGCUCUCCAGAGUCAAUGCCCAAUCGCAUGGAAGAUUCGGCAAACAGAGUGAUCGUUGGGGUUUCAACACCACGUCGACAAUCCGAGUGACUGGUCGCCACAUGAUCAAUAUCUGGCGAGCUAUGCGCGGAGAGCUUAAUCUGCUGCAGUAUACCAUGGAGAAUGUUGCUUGGCAUCUACUUCACCGGCGCGUGCCUCAUUACUCUUACAAGACGCUGACGGCGUGGUAUAAAAGCGGCAAACCCCACGACCUAUCGAAGCUGCUUCGUUAUUUGCAAAGCCGCACCAAGAUCGAUUUACAAAUUCUUGAGGCGAAUGAACUCAUUCCAAGGACCAGCGAGCAAGCCAGACUUCUCGGCGUGGACUUUUUCUCUGUCUUUUCCCGCGGCUCGCAGUUCAAAGUCGAGUCCAUCAUGUUUCGCAUCGCCAAGCCGGAGAAUUUUCUGCUGAUUUCGCCGAGCAAGAAGCAAGUCGGCAGCCAAAACGCGCUGGAAUGCCUACCACUUGUCAUGGAGCCACAGAGUGCAUUUUAUAGCAGCCCACUGCUUGUGCUGGAUUUCCAAAGUCUUUACCCAAGCGUCAUGAUUGCCUACAAUUAUUGCUACUCAACCUUUUUGGGCCGCAUCGUCAAUUGGUGCGGAACAAACAAGAUGGGCUUUGCAGAGUACAAGCGACAAGCUGGGCUCAUGGCGUUGCUGAAAGAUCACAUCAACAUUGCGCCAAAUGGCAUGAUGUUUGUCAAGGCCGAGAUUCGCAAAUCUUUGCUGGCCAAGAUGUUGACUGAGAUUCUGGAGACGCGAGUCAUGGUCAAGAGCGGUAUGAAGGAGGACAAGGACGAUAAAAUGCUACAGCAGUUACUCAACAACAGACAACUGGCCUUGAAGCUGCUGGCCAACGUUACCUAUGGAUACACCUCGGCCUCCUUUUCCGGCCGCAUGCCGUGCUCUGAAAUCGCAGACAGCAUCGUGCAAACAGCGCGAGAGACGCUCGAGCGAUCCAUUGCCUACAUACACACGGUCGAGAAAUGGGGCGCCGAGGUCGUAUACGGGGACACGGACAGCCUCUUCAUCUACCUCAAGGGCCGCACCAAAGACCAAGCCUUCGACAUUGGCAACGAGAUUGCGCAGGAGAUUUCCAAGAUGAACCCGCGCCCGAUGAAGCUCAAAUUCGAAAAAGUAUACCUCCCGUGCGUGCUGCAGACCAAGAAGCGCUACGUGGGCUACAUGUACGAGACCAAGGACCAAGUCCACCCCGUAUUCGACGCCAAGGGCAUCGAGACGGUCCGUCGCGACGGCACGCCCGCCGAGCAAAAGAUUGAGGAAAAGGCGCUCCGGCUGCUCUUUGAGACGGCCGACCUCAGCCAGAUUAAAGCCUACUUUCAAGCGCAGUGCGCCAAGAUUAUGCGCGGCACCGUCAGCGUCCAGGAUUUUUGCUUUGCGCGCGAGGUGCGUCUCGGCAGCUACUCGGACAAAGGGCCGCCGCCGGCCGGCGCGCUCAUCAGCACGCGCAAGAUGCUCGAGGACGCCCGCGCCGAGCCGCAGUACGGCGAGCGCGUCCCGUACGUGGUGAUUUCGGGCGCGCCCGGCGCGCGCCUCAUUGAUCGCUGCGUCGCGCCCGAGGAGCUCCUCGCCAACCCGCACUGGCAUCUCGACGCCGAGUACUACAUUAGCAAGAACCUGAUCCCGCCGCUCGAGCGCAUCUUUAGCCUCGUCGGCGCAAACGUCCGCCAGUGGUACGACGAGAUGCCCAAGGUCCAGCGCAUCUACCAGACGGCGCCGCCCGGCGCCGCUGGCGGCUCCAAGCGCUCGACGCUGGAAUCGUACAUGAAGUCGACGCACUGUCUCGUCUGCGGCGUCAAGUUUCUUCGAGAAGCAUCUGCGGCAGCGGCAGCAGCAGCAGCAGUGCACACCACGACGCUGUGUCCGCGCUGUCGCGGGCCGGGCGCGCGGUCGUCGCUGCUCGCGCUGCAGACGCGGCUCGCGGCCGAGGAGACUAGGUAUCAGGAGCUGCUCGCCGUGUGUCGCGGAUGCAUGGGCGUGGCGCCGCUCGACGACGUGCCGUGCGACAGCAAGGACUGUCCCGUGUUUUGGACGCGCGUGCGGCAGCGCGGCAAGGUGGUGGGCGAGCGUGCCAAUGCGCUGCCGGUAAUGGGCAGCUUGGCGGAGGCGCUGAGGGUGAGGGAUAUGGAGUGGUAA